Molecule: messenger RNA, 506 nt
Organism: Vombatus ursinus (common wombat)
Lineage: Eukaryota; Metazoa; Chordata; Mammalia; Diprotodontia; Vombatidae
Product: tetratricopeptide repeat protein 29-like
Exons: 3
Coding region: 33-506 (157 amino acids)
Source: RefSeq, a predicted model, not a curated record
GGAAUUCUUACAAGAAGAACAUUUGUAUAGACAUGCUACAACAUGGCCAUCAUAAAUCCUUCUGUGAGCUCUUCGCCCUGAUCAAGAAGUGGCACGCCUUGAGGGAAGCUGGAGGGAUUCGGUCGAUCUUCUGGAUACAGACGCCCCUAGAGGAGCUGCCUGAAAAACUGGACCACCUGUACUUCUUCCUGACCAAGGCUGAGGAUGCUGAGCUCGCAGCUCACUACGAAGAAAUGUACAAUAACCUAUUUGCUUUGGCCUGUUACUUCAACAACCCGGAUGACAAGUGGUUGAGAAAUUACUUUUAUGAACGAUGUUUUAAUAUUGCUCAACUGAUCAAGGCCGAUGGUGGGAGAAAGGAAGCGGAAGCCUACUCACAUAUGGGUCUUCUCUAUGAGGAAAAUGGGGGACCAUGCAGUAGCAAGGAGGGAGCUAGCAAAGAAGGUGGAGGUAAUAACGUCACUGUUAAUGGAGGAAAGGCCAUGGAUGAUAAAGCAGAACGAUAG